Kickxella alabastrina is the source of this 450-nucleotide messenger RNA. RefSeq lists its product as uncharacterized. NCBI's taxonomy places the organism in Eukaryota, Fungi, Kickxellomycota, Kickxellomycetes, Kickxellales, Kickxellaceae. The transcript has a single exon. The coding region runs from base 1 to 450 and encodes 149 amino acids. The record is from RefSeq and is a predicted model, not a curated record.
AUGUUCUCAUUCGUGUCAUCAACAGUUUCUUCGGCUUGUGUCGCAGCCAUUAUUCUGUCUGCUCCGCUGGCUAGCGCUCAGUGGGGAGCGGGUGGAUCAAGCGUAUACUACAGCUCUGGAUCGCCAUGGGCUGGUGCCGGCUAUGGUGCCGGCUAUGGCGCUGGUGUUGGAGCGGGUGUCGGCGCUGGCUAUGGUACUGGCUACAAUGCUGGCAUUGCACCUGGUUUCGGCGCUGGCAUUGCACCUGGUUUCGUGCUAGCAUUGCACCUGGUUUCGGUGCUAGCAUUGCACCUGGUUUUGGCGCUGGCAUUGCACCUGGUUUUGGCCCCGGAAGCGGUGCCUACAGCCCUGGCAUCGGUGGCAUCGGUCCUGGUGUUGGCAGCAUCGGCACUAUCGGCGGAAUUGGAAAUGCCGGCGGGUUUAUUUCCACUGGACAGGGCCAUGGCAUAA